GGGAUCGCGGCUGGGAGUGGGGAAAAUGCAAGGCUAUGCAUGGGAGGGGAGGUGAGGAGAGGAAACGGAGUUGGCACAUGUUGACAGUACCCACGCGUGUAUCCGUGGCCGAUGGUUCUUCUUCAUCAUCCUCGUCUUCGCCCAAUUCGUUUUUCAAGGACGGACGUAAGAUCAGUGUUGGCGAUUGUGCUCUUUUCAAACCACCCCAGGAUUCUCCACCCUUCAUUGGAAUAAUUCGUUGUGUGACUACAGGCAGAGAGAACAAGUUAAAAUUAGGUGUUAAUUGGCUUUAUCGACCUGCUGAAAUAAAGCUUGGCAAAGGCAUCCUGUUGGAUGCUGCGCUGAAUGAAAUUUUUUAUUCCUUUCAUAAGGAUGAGAUUCCUGCCGCAUCGUUACUUCAUCCGUGUAAAGUCGCGUUCCUUCCUAAAGGUGUUGAUCUUCCGUCAGGGACUUCAUCUUUUGUGUGCCGGCGUGUUUACGACAUCACAAAUAAUUGUCUAUGGUGGCUAACUGAUCAGGACUAUAUUAAUGAGCGACAAGAGGAGGUAGAUCAAUUGUUGUACAAAACUCGAGUAGAAAUGCAUGCAACUGUGCAGUCUGGUGGCCGAUCCCCGAAACCAAUGAAUGGUCCAACGGCAGCACAGGUAAAAGUUGAGUCAGAUGGUGUCCAGAAUAGUGCCUCAUCUUUUUCCUCUCUAGUGAAGGGGAAAAAAAGGGAGCGGGGCGAUCAAGGUUCUGAACCUGUCAAACGAGAACGUGCU
Molecule: messenger RNA, 761 nt
Organism: Pyrus x bretschneideri (Chinese white pear)
Lineage: Eukaryota; Viridiplantae; Streptophyta; Magnoliopsida; Rosales; Rosaceae
Exons: 3
Molecular function (GO): chromatin binding
Source: RefSeq, a predicted model, not a curated record